AUGUUUAUUGCUUUCAAUUUGGUACACAAUAAGAUAGUAAUAGAGUAGGUGUAAGUACUUGCAGCUCCUAAUCUCUUUGGAAUUGUUCUUCUUUUAAGCCUUGCUUCAUCUUUAUGCACAAAGCUGCAUUAGCCUCGUUUUCUGUGACUUAUUUAUCUCAGUCUGACAGUACUCUUUCGUGUUCGUAUAACUGACUUGCAAGGUUCUCAACUUCCUUCUUUGACAUUAACAGCUAACUGGACUUUAGUUCAAGUUAUUCCGGAGGUAAAGUGUCUAGUAUCUUGCACAUCAGGAGAAUUUGGCAUUAUUUCGUCUAGCUCUGUAGCUCCGUAAGCAGUUUGCUCUAGGUAUUCUCCAAAAUUGACACAUGAGUAAUUAAUGUCGUGGUCUUUCUUGUAGCUGAUGAAUUUCAGGCAUACAUCGUACGUCUUGUCUACACACGUACCUUAAAGAUAUGCUCUAGUUCGCCUCAGAUUUCUUGGCAGAAUCAAAUCGCACGAAUCUUUGCAGACGGUAUUUUCUUCUUACCUUCGAGAUUGCCAAAGCCUCCCAACAUCGGCAUUACCUUGAGCACUAUUAAAAUUUUGAAUCUCCAGGUUUUGUAACAUUAGGAGUCGAAUUUCCCUAUUUGAAUCUCUAGGUACUAAAGUUUAUGCUUGCUCCAUUUUUACUCAGCUACCACUUCAACAUUAAUAGAGUACUGAAAGCCCACCUUGAGAGCCUCUUCCAGGGGAUUCAAGUGAUGCUUGAAAUAGUUUAAAUAUGAACAAAGGUAUUUUUCUUCAGAGGUUUUUAAUCAAUAAAUUUUACAAAGCUUCUCUCUUACCGAUAAAAAAUGAAUGCCAGACAAAAAUAGGAUUAUCCGUUUUACGCGCCAAAAGUGAUACUUUGGCGGACUUACGCGAACUGUCAUAUUAAUAUAACCUAAGGUUGGUACACUGUAUUGAUCAUACACUUUUAUUAACAAAUACUGGAAAUGAUAUUAAGGCUACAUUGUCAAACCUGGAAUAAUACAGAAUGAAAUGAGUACAGAAAGUAUAAAUGCUAAUAGAACAAAUAAGCUCUUAAAUCUGUUUACGACAUUUAUUAUUUUUGAUUAAUUAAAUAAAUGUCUUGACAAAUGAGGUAUAUACAACCCUCUUAAUGUUGUAUUCAUGCCUUAAAAUUAUAGGGAGCGUGCAUGAACUGUAGGGGGCAGCACAGAAGCCGUCAGAUUUUUUGGCGCGAGGCGUAAAUGUGAUGUUUAUUGUUACGAUGUAGCCCACAAGAUGGCAGAACCUACUAUACACAAGAAAACACGUGACGUGUAAAUUUACAUGUUUAUUGUUCCGAUUCAGGCCACAAGAUGGCAUACCCUCCAACGCGCACGGUACCUAUAUCCAUUUGUAGUGACAUCUAGUAAUGUAGUUUACAUAAUCGGAAGUCAACUUUACCCAAAAGUAGGUUGUCCGGAAUGAAAUUACAGAAAUCGCUACCAUCGUUACUAACUUUAACUAUAUUGCUAGUGUCCCCCCCCCCCCCCCCCGCAACCGACCCUUACUUUACUCUUUGGCCCCAAGUCCCCAACGUUGUCUGUUAUCAAUACAGAAUUAAAUACUCGAGCCAAUAUUGAUACAAUAUUGAUUACAGACUCUUAUAUCUAUGGUCGGCUUUGUUGCCUGCCUGCUUUGCACACUCACAAAGAAAAAGAUGCAAAACUGUAAAUAUAGAUAAGAAUGAGAAUUAUAUUAAAACUUGUUAUACAUUUUAUUUGCUUUUAGAUCUAUGACUAAAUAUGUCUAAAUUCUGACACCAAAACAAUCUGGUCAUAUCUAUUAAAAUUAUCAGAGUAAUUUUAAGUUACCAUGAAAAUUCUAAGUAAAAAUGUCAUCCCUCACGCAAAAUGCUGGCUAAAAAUUACUAAAAGAUGUAUAGGGGGGUCCGAGGAUCCCCCUGUGACCGCACCAUGUGCUCCAGAUAUGGUGGAGCGAGGCAUCUGUGCCUCGGAGCCGUGUGAGCCAGGGACGUGCUACCCCGAGCCGCGCGUCGUCAUCAUCGGAGCCGGCAUGGCGGGCCUAUCUGCAGCUGUGCGCCUCACGCAGCGUGGCAUCAAUAACUAUGUCAUUCUAGAAGCGUACGAAAGGCCGGGGGGUCGAAUACGUUCGGUAUUUUUAAGCGACGUGGUUGCUGAGCUCGGUGCUGGCUAUGAUUUUUCCCAUUGUCCUAGUCACCCUAUUUAUAAAAUGGCAGCCCAAGAAAAUCCUCCCCGUCCCGGCGUGCCUGCCACGGCACAUCCGCGUGGCCUCUUUCACAAGGUAGCUGCAGGAAAAAUGGAUUGUAGACCAGUUAUUACGGCUUACUAUAAAUUUCGACAGAUCGAACAGGAAGCGGCUUCAAUUUUCUGUCUCGGAGGGAGUAAGCAGCAUGGAUCUUUAGUAAAUUUUAUGAGUUUGAGAAUCCAGCAAGAGCUGCAUGAGUUUCCAGAAGACCAGCAGCACGACGCGGCCAGGAUAAUGUUCGGGCUGUCACACAUGCUGACCGCGCGCUGUGGGUAUGACAGCGCCAUGCUGUGCUUCGACCACAUCGGCUGCUACAUGUCCAUGCCGGGUGGUGCCGUGCGUGUGCCCCUCGGGACUCUAGGUGCAUUAGCACCGCUGCUUAGAAUUAUUCCUGAAGGUCGAAUACGCUACUGUAAACCCGUAAGUUGUGUCUACUGGGGAACUGCUCAGAAACAAGGACAUCGCGCAAUAGUGUGUACACCUGAUGGUGAGGAAUUCCACUGUGAUUAUGUAAUUAGUACCGUUUCUAUUGGCGUCCUUCUUGCACACUCUUCAAGGCUAUUUUGCCCUCAACUGCCGUUACCCAAAAUGUGUGCGAUGAACUAUAUCGGAAAUGGUUUAUUUGAUAAUAUUUAUUUUGCAUAUUAUCGCCCAUUUUGGUUUUGGCACAAUGCAGAUAUAGACUUCAAAUGUUGUCAUAGCCAGUUAGGCGGUGGAAAUGAUUGGACCCGGGGAAUCACAACCAUCCAGAAGGUACCUAGCAGCAAUAAUGUCCUUUGCAUUCGAGUGGUUGGAGAGGAAGCACGAAUGAUGGAGACCUUGAGUGAUCAGGACUUGGCGGAGAGCAUUACCAGUCUAUUGCGGUGUCACACUGGUAACAAUUGCAUUCCGUAUCCCAUGACAAUCGUAAGAUCAAACUGGGCUUCAGAUCCAUUUUUCAUGGGAUCUUAUUCGUAUGAAAAAUCGGAUUCCUGCGGUCAGGCUCAGAGAACUCUCGGCUGCCCAGUCCCUGGGCCAGGCGAGUCGUGCCCCCCGAUCAUCCUGAUUGCGGGGGAAGCCACGACGCCCUAUCACUUUGGUACUAUAGCCGGCGCGAGACUCAGCGGCAUAAGAGAAGCGGAAAGAAUAGUUCAAUUAACGUUGCAAUUUGAAGGACCUCCUCUCCGUGAUCUGCGCCGGGAAGAUAUGAAUGCGGAAGCAAAGAAAUGUGAAGCUAAAAACUAACUAUCUAAAAAUAUUGCUGCUGCUGUAUAUAUAUAUAUAUAUAUAUUGUUUUUAAUAACAACGUUACUUAUUUUUUUUA
Cydia pomonella (codling moth) is the source of this 3561-nucleotide messenger RNA. Its product is annotated as protein anon-37Cs-like. Gene Ontology annotation, molecular function: polyamine oxidase activity. The record is from RefSeq and is a predicted model, not a curated record. Bases 1845 to 3482 code for a protein of 545 amino acids. NCBI's taxonomy places the organism in Eukaryota, Metazoa, Arthropoda, Insecta, Lepidoptera, Tortricidae. The transcript has 3 exons.